GAGGAAUGAAGUUGCAUUCACACAGGGGGUUGAUCGAUCAUCCCCUACAGCGUGUGCGCAUCGCAGAUGGCGACCGUCGCGACUCUCUCGACUCCCUUUGAUAAUAUGUAUAAGAAUUGUGAGCAGCAAUAUAUGGAAUACAGAAAGCGGUUUGCGUCCGUAUCAAAAAGUUCAAUUUUUCCGCGAAUGCGGUCAUAAAAUUAUCAUUAAAGUUCAUUCAUUAAUUUUUUUAUAAUUCCCAGGUAUUAUUUGUAAAAAAAAGAAAAAUGGAGGAAAUCAUUUGAUUUCCUCGAUAAUGCGGUCGAGUGAUAUAACAUGAAAAUUUUUUCAUUUACGGCUCAAUCACGAUAAAAUAAAUUCAAACGAGGCAAAUGAAUGAAUUCCAAUUGGACAAUAUGAAGCAAUGCUGUCCUACUGACAUCGGUGAAAAAAAUACCGGUGUACUAUCCCAAAUUUGGGAUCCACUCAUCCCUCAAAUUUUCCUAAUUAUGGAUCUUUUAACAUUGGACUUGGGAUUAAUUUAGAAAUGGGUUCUCGAAAAUCCGGAAGUGGAGGAGGACGUGGCAAUGCAGGAAUUCUCAAGGAUCGGGCAAAUAUGUCCUUUAUGCUUGUGGUCAUGUUUUUUGCUGUCUUCGGACUUAUAGUUUUCACAGAAAUAUUUCUCAUUGACGAAAGACAUGGGACCAAUGCGGCAAAUAGUGGAGCAAUUGCACACCGAAAUGGCCAUCGAUUAGCAGCGGCACCAGAUCGUCCAGAUUACGAAGAAGUUGGAGCCGAAGAUUAUAAGGGUAGCUUCGAUGAUCACGUUGGCUUGUUAGUCCACAAGAUUUCACCAGAUCCACGAGCUUUGCCCAGCUUACCCCCCAGCUUAGAAGCUCGUCUCCCUCAGCUCGAUCAAAAGCUUCGAGUCACGCAUGCUGAAUGGCUUGCAGUUACUAACACCAGAUUUAAAUUUUUCAUCUAUUCGGCCUAUUUUGACGACAGAAUAGUGGGUGGAUCGGCAAAUCGAAAAAGUCCAGGAUUAAUUCGUGUAAUUGGUGCAACAAAAACAAAAAGUCCUGAACGAGUUUGGUGUCGUCUUUGGUAUCAAGAUCAAAAUGCAAAUCUCACUUCUUCCAUCACAGUACCUGCCAAAGUGAAGGUGAUUAGAGAAAAUUGGAAUUUGAAAUAUAGUGCUUGCUUUGUAAUAUGUCCAAUUCCAAAAGAUUCUCCAACGAAUGAAAAAAUACCAGAGACAGUCAGUAUUGUUGCCAAACUUCGAGCAUCUCCUUCAAAUCGUAUUUUAGUGCAAAAUCGACCAUUCGCAAGAUCUGUGAAUAAAAAUAAUCUUGCUAUUUGCGUCAAGCCAUUACACUACGAUUAUAAUAGGGUUUUGCAAUUAGUGGAGUUUAUUGAACUGUACAGACUCUUAGGUGCCACUCAUGUCACUCUUUACAAUGAUACGGUUGGUCCUGAUGCUGGCUGUGUAUUGAGAUAUUACGAGCGAAAGGGUUACGUUACACUUCUCCCUUGGCAUCAUCUCGAUAUGAUUUCACAGAGGGAAAUUCGUACCGAAGGAUUAUUUGCUGCAUUAAAUGACUGCCUAUAUCGAUCGAUGUAUAAUUUUGAAUAUGUCGCAUUGGUGGAUUUGGAUGAAUUCAUAAUUCCCCGACAUGAUAAUACAAUAAUUGAGCUUAUACGAUGGAUGGGUACACGAAUCAGCACAAAAUCAACAGGAGCAUUUUCAUUUCAAAAUGCAUUUUUUUAUCUUCAAUGGGCCGAUGAUCCGUAUAUUGGAACAAGUCGAAAUCCCACUGAGAAAAAUCUCAUAACAUUGAGAAAAACGAGACGUCGAUCAAAACUUCAUCCACAUAAGCAACGAUCGAAAUAUGUUUGUAAACCAAAAGAAGUUGUUGAAGCGGGAAAUCAUUUUGUCUGGGAAUUUAUACCAGGUCAUGGUACAGUGAAUGUCCCACCGGAUGCUGCAAUUUUGCAACAUUAUCGAGUUUGUGAAUUUGGUGGCGAUGAUUGUGUUAAAACACAAUCAGUUGUUGAUAAAACGGCCUAUAAAUAUAUUGAGAAAUUAACAAAAAAUGUACAUAGAACGUUUAAAGAAUUAAGUAGCGAAUGUUCAAUACCAGAACUUAAAAUAACAUUAAAUAUUUCAAAAAAAAAUAAUUCUAAUAUUUUCAUGAAAAAAUCUAAUUUCAAUUACAAUAGUAAAAAUAUGAACAACAAUUAUAAUAAUAAUAAUAAUAGAAAUAAAAAAAAGAAUAUUGUAGACGAUGAUGAUGAUAAUGAUAAUAAUAGAAUAGAGAAUGAUAGAAAAAUUCUUUUACAAAAAUUAGCAAAAACAAUUGAUAAAGAUCAUUAUAAAAAUAAUAUUAAUGAUGAUGAUAAAUUUUAUAAUAAUAUUUUAAUUGUAAUUAUUAUUGUCAUCGCAGUUGUCAUCAAAUUAAAAUGGAUUUUGAAUUAUUUAAAAUGGUGCUAAUACAAUUUUUUUUUUUUUUAUCAAUUAGGAUUUUUAAAUUUUAUCACAUUGAUAGAAAUUUUAUUAUUAAAUAUCCAAUCCACAUAAAAAAUAAUGUUUAUAUUUCAUCAAUUUUUUAUAAAUUUAUUUCUAGUCUUUCCAUAUAAAAAUACUCUAUUAAAAACAACAAGAGUAAAAUUUCGAUGUAAUUUUCCGAAAGAAAUUUUUUGAAAAUAACUCGUAAAACACAAAAAAAAAAAAAAAAAAAUUGAGACUAUUUUUAUACAAAAAGCGGAUUCUGGGACGAAAUAUUCAAGUUCCAAAUAAAGCUGUUACACUUUUCACUGUGGUGCUUCUUUAAGAUUUUUAUAAGAAAAAAAUAAAAUAAUUUCUCCCAGUUGUUUUUUUUUUUUGAGAAUAUUAAAUAUUCUGAGAGAGAUUACUAUACACAUAUAUAUGUAUAGGGCCUAUGGCCUAAAAUUUGGUCUAUAUAUGGUGCAUUUUGUAAAAAAAAAGAAUUUGUAAAAUAAUUAUUAUCUGUCAACAUUAUGCAUAUCCAUAGGGUUUUUUUUAAGCGUAGUAUAUUCACAGAAAAAAUUAUAUUCUUAUUUUGAGAAUAAAUUUUUUUCAGUGUUUAUGUGUAAAUAUAUAUAUGUAUAAAUUUAGACUUAACAAAACUGUAAUUUAAUUAGUUUUUAAGAAAAUUUAGAUCCGCUUUAAAAAUUGUGAAAAACUUUUUAAAAAUACUAUAAUUGUAUGUAAAUUGUAGAAUAAUUUAAUGCCUAAAAAGCAAUCACAUUUUUCUAAUUGGUCAACUAAAAAAAAAAUUCAUGUCAUAUUUAUUCGCUAAUUUUUUUG
Messenger RNA from Leptopilina boulardi, 3307 nucleotides. RefSeq names its product glycosyltransferase family 92 protein F49C12.5-like. The record is from RefSeq and is a predicted model, not a curated record. The transcript has 8 exons. Bases 527 to 2470 code for a protein of 647 amino acids. Lineage: Eukaryota; Metazoa; Arthropoda; Insecta; Hymenoptera; Figitidae.